ACGACUAAAUAAGCCUGUCGAUUGUGUUAUUUUUGACUGGUGUCGAAACCCCACGCGUUUAUGCUUAAUGCAUUGCUUGCUGUCGUUUCACCAUCUGCCGUAAACCAAACGCGCACUGCAGUAUUCCAGUUUGUGUUGUUUGAAUUGAACAACUAUGAGGAUGUGGAUAUUGUUUAUCAAGAUUUUUACCUUUACUGUAUAUUUUGCAGGGCAGUAUUCAGCAUAUGCUCUUCAAGAUGUAACAACUGACUUGUUUCGGGUCUGAAAAUCAUGGCACUGUGGCUGCUUUUGGUGAUUUCAACUCGGAUAAACAGACAGAUAUUUUCAUCAUCAGAGAACAAUCUGAGUUGGUGAUAUUCUUGGCUGAUCUCAAAAGCCCCAUACUUCAAGCCAAAAGUACAUAUCCCUAAAUAUGCUUUGCCCACCAAUUUUAUCAUAACUGGUGUUGUUCCCGGAGACUACGAUGGAGAUUCUCAGAUGGAUGUGCUUCUUACAGCUCAGCUCAAGACCGAGGCCAACUCGAAUACAAUGGUUUUUGUAUUCUGGGGAAACAACCAAACCCUGGAUGGGCAAGUUGACCUUAAUAAGACAUUUGUGGACCAACCUCUGAUAAUGGACUUCAAUGGGGACAUGAUUCCAGACAUCUUUGGGGUUAUUGCCGGGGUUUCUGCUGAUUCCUCCACUGAAGUCUGCUAUCUUACUGGAAGGAACACAGUGUGGCAGCCAGCUCUUAGUUCACCUGUCAAGAUGCGUAUUCCUCAUUCCAAUGCUUUCAUCGACCUAAACAAGGAUUUCACCGCCGGUGAGUAGGCAAAAUAUCCUAAAUG
Messenger RNA from Coregonus clupeaformis (lake whitefish), 827 nucleotides. RefSeq names its product T-cell immunomodulatory protein-like. Lineage: Eukaryota; Metazoa; Chordata; Actinopteri; Salmoniformes; Salmonidae. The transcript is spliced from 6 exons. Bases 478 to 810 code for a protein of 110 amino acids. The record is from RefSeq and is a predicted model, not a curated record. Gene Ontology annotation, cellular component: plasma membrane.